Rhagoletis pomonella (apple maggot) is the source of this 2748-nucleotide messenger RNA. Its product is annotated as extensin-like. Lineage: Eukaryota; Metazoa; Arthropoda; Insecta; Diptera; Tephritidae. The coding region runs from base 46 to 2718 and encodes 890 amino acids. The record is from RefSeq and is a predicted model, not a curated record. The transcript has a single exon.
GCCAUACUCUUCUCAGCAUGUGAAGUCCACGCGGAAAGAAGAAAUAUGACCACAACUCCCACGGAAUAUGUCACAACGACAAUAGCACCUGCCACCACAACAACAAUCGCUAGCACUGCCGAAACAACAAUGCCAUUGAAUGCAUCAGAACCUCUACCAACGCUCGCAGCUAAAUUAGUACGCCAACGUCGUCAACAUCCCUACACCAUUGUGCGUCAUGUGGUGCGCUCAACGAAGCGGGGCACAAAAUCGCGCAGACGCUACAAGUAUCCCAAAUAUAAAUAUGGACCACCGAGCUAUACUGUCGGUCAACCGAUAUCCUACUAUAAACCAAUCAAGCAAUAUUUACCAGAACAUGUCCCAGAUUCUCCAAAAUAUUCGGUCAUCGAUGAAUUAGAUUUGAGCAGUCAUUUAAAUUCGGCCGACUAUGAAGUGCAUCCAUCAAGCGGCAAUCAUUAUGAGGAACAAGCGAUGGAUUUGAAUUUUUACAGUCACACCGGUAAUGCUUUUCAGGACACACCAAAAAAGGUGCAUCAUAUCGAAUUCAGCAGCUAUGAUGAGGAUAAAGAAGUGCCAACCUAUGCGUAUACAUCGACGAAAACCGAAAGACGAAAGCCACCGCGCACCUCGUAUAGCUUACCGAAAGAACACAGCGGUGGCGCAUAUGAAAUGACCAGCAGCAGCAGUGGCGAUUCUGGCUACGAAGAUACUCCCCACACGUUUACGCCACCAGAAAAUGUUUACGAUAUGCACCCGAUGAGCAGCUACGAACGACCUUCCUCGCCUGGUGGCAACAAAUUCUACGAGUACACUUCGUCGGAUACAGGUUCGCCGUCUGACAUACAUAUACCGGCUACAAAGUAUGGCGUACCAGAUCUAAAUAUUCCACUACAAUUCUCACCACCACCACAAAAGCAACCUAGUUAUCAUGCGCCAAAAGCGUCGGGAAGGUCGAGAUACAAUCUUUAUGACAAGAAAAUACAAAAUUCCGGUUACAGUUCCAGCAAAGGUGCAGGUCAUCACAAUUUCGCCGAGCCUCCGACGAAAACGAAUGUCGAGAUCACCUAUUCGCCUUCGUAUGAGAUCACUUUGCCGCCAUCUAAUCACAAACCAACGCCUGUGGAUAGCUACCAUCCAGCACCCGGAAAUUUCGCGGAGCCACCACCACCCCCACCGCCUAAAUAUCACCCGCCUAGCAAGCCGGCGCAUCCACCAGUCAGCUACCAGGCACCCGAACUACAUGCGCCACCCUCAUUUAGUCCGCCUGAGCCACCUUCACCGCCGACUUAUCAGAUUCCUGAGUCGCAUGCGCCACCCUCGUAUGAAACGCCCGAAUCCCAUGCGCCACCCUCUUAUGAGCCGCCCGAGUCGCAUGAACCACCAACGUAUCAGGUUCCUGAAUUAGACUCCCCUCCAGCUUAUCAAGUGCCAGACUCACCCGCACCACCAUCAUAUCAAGCGCCCGAGACACCUAUACAUCCGCCGUCAGGCGCCUUUGAAGUACCCGAACCGCAACCGCCACCUUUAUACAGUGCCCCAGAGGAGCCAGCACAACCGCCUACGACAUACGAAACUCCAGAUCCGGUAUCACAAUCAGAGUACCCUCGCCCCGAUCAUGUAUCACAUCAGGAAGAUUUACCUAUUAACUCCAAUUAUAUGCCGCCUGCAUAUAAUUAUCCAAAAUCGAGCUAUGAGGUACCCAUUUACGAUCCCAUACCCUUUGAGGCAUCGAGCAACGAAGAGCAUGAAGCCUACCCACCACAUACGUUCGAAAAUCACCACACGAAUGGUCACGAGCAGUCGGCGUCCUCACCCGUACCAACCGUCAAUGGGCCAGCUGCACACGAGCCAACGAGUAGCGAAGAGUAUGUAGCUCCUACCAGCACCACAAAGGGACGCAGAUCAUCACAAAAACGUAAACGCCUGCGCAAUAGCACACCCGCUGUCACCACCACCAAACACAUACUAGACACACCCGAGUUGGAGGAGGCAUUCGAGGCAAGUCAACGACAAAAGAACCAUUUGGGGCUUAGCAAUGACGCCGAGGUCGACGAGUCGAAUCAUGUGCAGGCACAACGAAACAAAAAUAAUGAAGAGCCCAAUUAUUUCCUACCCACAAUCUCGCCGGACACAGGAAGUGAAAACAGUUACGUAAGUACAGCAUGGAAUCCGAUACGUAUACGGAGCGCGAGCGCGAGCACACCAACCGCGCUACCAGCUGCGACAGCAACCAAAGGGCAGACGGUAUCCGCGUCAACUGUUACAGCGAUACGACCGAAGGGACGUAGGUAUAACGCUGGUAGAACAGCGUAUCGCCAACAGUAUGCGCCGACAGCAUAUACGCCGGUGGGAAAUACGGGCACAAGCACACGGCAAACAACAACGUUGAAUAGUGGCCGAGAGCACGAUCAAGUAGCCGUCGUUACGGUAGACAAAUCGCGUUCUUACAGUUACUAUGGUGGCUCCUCGUCGACGCCAUCGAAUGCGAACGAAUAUAAUUUAUAUCGUAUGCGGCCACAUCAGCAGCGGCAGCCAACACGAACGCCGGCAGUUACGAGGCAGAGCGGCGGAUCGGCGAGAGAUAGCGAAACAUCGCCGCAUCGCACGACGAAGAGUGUCUUUGAGACGACUUAUUUUAAGAGUCCGCGCAACGAAGAUCUGGAGCAUCAUCUGGCAACGGUGGUGCAGAAUUUGCCGAAAAAUCAUAAGCUAUUUUAAGCAAGCCGGGCGGGUGGGAGGUAGCAUAGU